AUGGAUACAACAGAGCCAGACUAUCUUCUUAAGAUUGUCCUCAUUGGUGAUUCUGGUGUUGGUAAGACAAAUCUUCUCGCCAGAUUCACUCGUGAUCAAUUCAAUCCUGAAUCAAAGUCAACAAUCGGCGUCGAGUUCGCUUCAAAGACAAUGCAAAUUGAAGGCAAGACAAUUAAAGCCCAGAUUUGGGAUACUGCUGGUCAGGAGCGCUAUCGCGCAAUCACUUCUGCUUAUUAUCGUGGUGCAAUCGGCGCUCUCUUAUUGUAUGAUAUCACAGCCUCCCUUACAUUCAACUCGCUUGAGAAGUGGCUUAAGGAAUUGCGUGAGAAUGCAGACGAAAAAAUCAUUGUUAUGUUAGUUGGAAACAAAUGCGACUUAUCAGAGCAGCGCGCAGUUACAUCAGCCAAUGCUUUAGAGUUUGCUAAGGCCCAAAACUUACUUUUCAUUGAAACAUCUGCUCGUGAAGCAACAAAUGUUAAUGAAGCAUUCCAAACUCUCAUUUGCGAGAUCGUUAAUAAGCUUAACAAGCAGAAUGUUGCAGCCGAAGAGAAGGCCAAUGUCCAGGAAACUCCAAGACAAGGUGUUUCCAUCACUGCUACAAAGAGCCCAGAAGAGAAGAAGAAGGGAUGCUGCUGA
This is a messenger RNA of Trichomonas vaginalis G3, 636 nucleotides long. RefSeq names its product small Rab GTPase Rab11b. The coding region runs from base 1 to 636 and encodes 211 amino acids. The transcript has a single exon. The record is from RefSeq and is a predicted model, not a curated record. Lineage: Eukaryota; Parabasalia; Trichomonadida; Trichomonadidae. Gene Ontology annotation, molecular function: GTP binding; GTPase activity. Gene Ontology annotation, cellular component: endosome.